Messenger RNA from Didymella exigua CBS 183.55, 2045 nucleotides. Its product is annotated as WD repeat-containing protein 57. The record is from RefSeq and is a predicted model, not a curated record. Gene Ontology annotation, biological process: rRNA processing; positive regulation of transcription by RNA polymerase I. Lineage: Eukaryota; Fungi; Ascomycota; Dothideomycetes; Pleosporales; Didymellaceae. Gene Ontology annotation, molecular function: protein binding. The transcript is spliced from 2 exons. Gene Ontology annotation, cellular component: nucleolus. The coding region runs from base 136 to 1767 and encodes 543 amino acids.
CAACUAGCCACAACCAGCCUCGGCCUAGCGCGGUGGCUCCACUUCUUUUUUUGACGAAGUUUGGCAGUCGAGGUCUGCGUGAAGCAAACGCUGCAGCCCCUCCGCUCGCAUACCGCCCGCCCACCGUUUCCCGCCAUGGCCGCCGAAGUACAGCUGCUCCAGGACGUGAAGCUGCCCAAGGGCCCGUCCACGAUCACUUCCGAGCAACAGUACUGGAAUUCAUUCACCUCGGAGUUGCGCCUCGACCCGUCGCAGCACUCGUCGCCGGUCACGCACAUUUCGAUCCCGCCGCCGCCCUCGAACUCGCUCACUGCGCCGCAGGACCUGUUCGCCGUCACUACCGGGUCACGUGUGCAGAUCUUCUCGUCCAAGACCCGCAAGGUCGUCAAGACCAUCUCGCGCUUUGGCGUCGAUGACAUUGCGCGCUCGGGAAACCUCCGUCGAGAUGGCCGCAUAUUAGUUGCGGGCGGUGACAGCGGCUCGAUCCAGGCGUUCGACGUGAAGAGCCGGGCCAUCUUGAAGACAUGGAAGGAGCACAAGCAGCCCGUCUGGACGACAGAAUGGAACCCAUCCGAGCUCACGAGCCUCAUGAGCUGCUCCGACGACCGCACAGUGCGCCUGUGGGAUCUUCCCAGCGACACAAGCGUCACCACCUUCGAGGGACACCAGGACUAUGUGCGCACCGGUACCUUCAUGCCUGCGCAGUCGGGUCUGCUCGUCUCUGGGUCCUACGACCAGACCGUCCGCCUCUGGGAUGCCCGUGCCGGUGGCAAGGCGGUCAUGGUCUUCAAGCACCAGCACCCCAUCGAGACGGUUCUCCCUAUGCCCUCUGGUACUGCUGUCCUUGCAACAAGCGACAACGCCAUCUCUGUGCUGGACAUCGUCGCCGCGAAGCCAAUCCACAUGCUGCGCAAUCACCAGAAGACCGUCACAGCCCUCUCUCUUGCAAACAACGGCUCGCGCCUGCUCUCCGGCUCUCUUGACGGCCACGUCAAGGUCUUCGAGACCUCGGGCUGGAACGUUGUCGGCGGCCUGAAGUAUCCCUCCCCGAUCCUGUCCCUCGCCGUCGUCCCCAGCCAGAAGGAAGACAAGCACAUCGCUGUCGGUCUCUCCUCUGGUAUUCUGUCGAUCCGCACCCAUCUGAGCGGCGAACAGAAGGCGCUUGCUCGUGAGCGCGAGAAGGAGAUGAAGGCUCUGAUGGAAGGCAAGAUUGACGAAUAUGACCGCGCGAAGAAGCGCAAGCGCGGAAAGGGCUGGGAGAAGCGCGUCCGUGGCAAGGACUUCACGGGUGAGAGCGCAGACAUUGUCAUCGAGGGCAACGCACGUGGGAAAGUCACGACCGGAGCGCCCUGGGCGCACGCGCUGCGACAGGCUCAGUAUGCAAAGGCGCUGGAUAUGGUGCUCGAGUCCAAGGACAACAAUGCGCGUACGCAGUCCCUCUCCCUCCUGACCGCCCUUCGCCACCGCUCCGCCCUUCGUUCCGCGCUCGCAAACCGCGACGAGAUAACACUGCAGCCGAUCCUGCGCUGGCUCAUCAAAAAUAUCUCCGACUACCGCAUCACCCGCCUGACCACCGACGUUGCCCUCGUGGUUUUGGACCUGUACGCCGACCAGCUGGGCCGCAGUGAGGAAAUUGAUUCUCUGGUCGACGCACUGAUGAGCCGGGUACGAGUCACAGUCGAAGCCAGUCAGAUAGCGUGGAGCGUGCAAGGCAUGGUCGACAUGCUGACGGCGAGCGCGGGAGGCGAUAGCGUCGCCGAGGCAUGACAAUAAAGGUUGGCUAGGGAUGUUUCACUUGCAUAGCGAUGGCGUUUGGUGUGGCAUACUUCAAAAGUUGGAUGUUAGAUAUACCCGGAUGAAGCAAGUCGCGCUUUAGAUGAUGGGACGAAGCAAUGUACAACGUUCGGUAUGAUCUUGUGUGCAUACAGCUGGCCGUGCCGUUUUGCAAGGGGCAGAGAAUUGUAAAAUUGCUGCAGUUCAAGGUUGAUGUUAGCCCGAGGUACUGGGGCUGAAACGCGUGGUCGAGCAAAUGACGCGGUUCCGAG